AUAAAAAUGGCGAAGUUUAUCAAGUGUUGUGAGAUCUGUACCUAAAAACCAACAUCUCAUCACUCGCAUUUGUUUGACAUUCCCCAAACACAAACACGCGUGUAUUCAUUUAGUUUUAUGGUACGGUUUUAUUAUAUGUAAACUCCGUGUAGCGAUGGCACUAGUUGCUUAUGGAAGUAGUGAUAUUUCAAGCGAUGAAGAGGACGUUCAAAUGCAACCCCAACAACACACAACGAGAGAACUUUGUAAACAAUCCAUCGAAACAUGUAACCCAACUAGCAACGCCAUCACACAACUCGAUACCAGCGAGUCACAUGUGACAUCAUCAUCAUCAUCCACACAAUGGACGUCACAUCCAUCGGAUGCCUCUCGAAUGUCGAAUGUUUCUCGCAGUCACUUGAACAGAGACACUUCUGUAACAUCAACUCGAAAUGAGUCAUUAGCAUUUUCCAUGUCGCAGCCUAAGCCGAAAUCACAUACUCCGAAUCAAGGCUUCUUUUCGGCAUUACCCCCACCGAAGUCGAAUGAAUCGAUGGGUUGUGCUCAGCAGUUCGACUUUGAUGAUGAUGUAUCUGAUGUGCCUCGUGCACCAGUUUGCAGCAUCAAAACCUCAAAGGAAAAGUCUGCUACUGAGGUCACAGAAACUAAAACCUUGCUAAGGUUGCCAGUGUCAUCUGCUAAUUCAGAUAAGAAAGAUAAGAAGAGGCAACCCGUGAAAAUUUCAGCACCUGCUUUAGUAACCAAUGAUGAUUCAGAUGAAGAUGAAUCAUCUAAGGAAAAAAAAAAACCUGCUGUUGUCGGAGGUGGAACAGGUCUUUUUGCAUUGCUACCACAGCCUAAACACGCGGUGACAAAAGAAACCAAUAGGUUGCUUCUACCCUUCUCACUUACACGGAAAGUGUCUGAGAAACCCAAGGUCGCUGCUACAAAUCCAUUUGCACAGAAGAAGGCACCAGUUAUAUCUAGUGUCGUGGACGAGGUAGAAUCUGACAGUGACGAAGGCGUCGGAAACUUUUUCUCGCUGGAUCAGGUCAGUGAGCAGAAGGUGCUACCCAAAGUAGGAAUGGAACCAUAUGUAGUUGGCGAUGUGGCUCAUAGCGCACCUGUCACAGCACCACCGCAUGGCAGUAUAGUUAGUCACGGCGAGUCCGGCUCCGCACUAGUGGCGACAACAGCAGCAUCGUCAGCAACGUCAGGUGGUGAAGACAGUCAUGCUAAUCCAAUCCGAAUUGACGAUGCAAAGACUACGGUGUAUGAGGCCUCGGCUGACAGCAUGGAUGAACCACUGAAAUUUGGUAGUGGAGCAUCUACGUGGAGCUCUCGCCAGUACACCCAGAUACACGGCGGUCGUCAGUUUGGGUAUGGGAGCCAGAAUGCUGGACAGUACAUGGAUCAUGUCAGCAGCCAGCCUAUUGGACAGUACAAGUACACUGACCAGGGUAGUGGCCCCGCUUACAAUGAUCCCUACUCAAGUAGUGUGGGAACACAUGGUAUCCAGUCGAAUGAACAGUACACGUACAGUGUACAAGGAGGUUAUGACUACAAUGAAGUUCAAUCGACUAGCAGUGUCAAACAACCGGGGUAUUCAUUGGAGGCUGGGCAAAGCUUAAGUCACCUAGUACAAGAUGAAAAGUUCCUAAAAAUACAGGGAGUGAAACAACGAGGAAAAGAGGAGAUCAACUUCAUUGAUGUGAAUGCAGACGAUGAGCUGGGUCAUAUGGACAACCAUCUCAUCAAAGGAUUGAGUGAAGAGACAGAACACAGAUCUAAAAGAAAAAAGGAAGAAAUGCCAUCGGCUCAACAAAAACGAAAGCAUCAGUUGAAGUAUUUAGCAUUUCAGGCAAAGGAGAGAGAGCUAGAGUUGAAAAAUGCGUGGGCACAAGGGCGUGCAAACAGAAAAACUGCCCAGUCGAAAUAUGGAUUUUGAAAUUUGCUUAGUCUUUUGUUAUCAUACGUAGGAAGUAUCUCCACCUGGUGGCAUUGGUUUUAUUUAAUGGAUUAUGACAACAUAUUAUGUGAUCUGCUUCAUGUAAAUAACUGUUGGCUCAGUCGCAUUGUAGUAGAUGUACUCAUGGAUUGUUAGCUCCAAUUAUGCAUUUCUAACCGUAAUGUAAAAAAUGUACAAGAACGAUAAGCAAGAUGUAAAUUUUUGGAUUUUUUAGACAGAUAAUACCUGUGCAUACAUUACAGCUUAAUAUCUAGAGUCAUACUUGUGUGUAAAUUCAUUCAUUUAUGUUUAGUUGUCUUGAGUUUAUUAUGUUAAAACGUUAAGGUCAGGCAGAAACAAGUGGAAGAACUUGGAACAGAUCAUGUUCAUGUUGUGACAUGGAAUGUAUAUAGGGUACACUAAAUAAAGUAGAAUAAUAUAAGUUACUAAAGUAUGUAAACUACUACAGGUUUAUAUAAGUUGUUUUGAUCUGUAUAUUAACCAUUAAUUUGUUAUAUGCUGAAAAAGCUUACGUGUGUAGUUCAUUAGGCAAAAUUUUAUUUAGAACAAACUGUUGCUGUAGUUUGAAAUGAAGCAGUCCAUAUCUCAAUGACAUGCAGACUGUCAUAUAAGUUCAAAUGUUUAUCAUGUAGUCAUGGGGGAAACUGUGUAAUGUAAGCAUACGUAUUGACACUGCUAAUGAGUGAAAUAAUGCGUCUUUUUCUUUGAUAAUGUAUGAAUUACUAAAUGUAAACAAAUAUAUUUAAUCUUAAUCGAACAUUUA
This is a messenger RNA of Priapulus caudatus, 2711 nucleotides long. Its product is annotated as proline-rich protein PRCC-like. The coding region runs from base 155 to 1927 and encodes 590 amino acids. The record is from RefSeq and is a predicted model, not a curated record. The transcript is spliced from 8 exons. NCBI's taxonomy places the organism in Eukaryota, Metazoa, Priapulida, Priapulimorpha, Priapulimorphida, Priapulidae. Gene Ontology annotation, cellular component: nucleus.